Messenger RNA from Nothobranchius furzeri (turquoise killifish), 1705 nucleotides. RefSeq names its product natterin-3. The record is from RefSeq and is a predicted model, not a curated record. Lineage: Eukaryota; Metazoa; Chordata; Actinopteri; Cyprinodontiformes; Nothobranchiidae.
ACAGUGCACCGUUUUCUUUAUGGUUCAGCUUUAAAGCAGCUAUAUAAACCUAAAAAACAGAAGGUGGAUUCACUGGAGAGGGAGGGAGACCAGACCGUAAUGAUGAAGUUGUUUGUGUUGCUGCUGCCGGCCCUACUGGCUCUCUCCUCUGCCUCACUGCGGGACAUUGUAAAGAGGAGCCUCCAUAAUCAGAAAGUUUCUUUGCUGAACCCAGAGCUGGAGGACCAGGUUCCUGAACUGGGUAGUAACAAGAUUGUGUCAAGUCCUCUGACUCCGGAGGACCUGCUGCAGCAGCAAGACCUGCCUUCAUCCUUCCUCUUCGGUGAUAAUGUGAACCUGGAGUGGCUGAUCUGGGAUGGAUCUCUGCCUAACGGAGCCAUUUCCAUCUACAACAGCUACACCAAGCGCACCGACUACGUCUGCAAGUAUAAGUGUGAAGCCGGCUUCUACAACCCCAACCUGGGCUCGUACUGCCGUUACCCGUAUGGAAAUCGAGAAUAUUACGCCUCCGAGUUUGAGAUCCUGGCCAACAAAGACAACUUUGAGUUCUUGGAGUGGAAAGAAGGUUCCUAUGGUUCUGUACCCCAACACUCAGUUAAAACCUGUGAAGGCACUGGCAUCUAUGUCGGGAAGAAUAAGUAUGGUCUUGGAAAGGUUGUUCCUCAGUUUGAAGCAUUCUUCUUGCCCUGGGAAGGUGAUGAGUACUGGUACAAGAAAUAUCAGGUCCUGAGCAUUAACAGGGAUGCCUACACCCAACACAUCACUGAUGUCAAGUAUGCCAUUGAUGAGGUUGCCAUCUUUCAGUAUCCUCCUGAAACCAUGCAGAUCUCUGGAGUCACCAACAACGAGUGCCAGAGCAUUGUGAAGAGGGUCACCAUCUCCAAAACCUCAGAGGUGGAGACCACCUGGAACAUCGGCCGAGGCACCAUGCUGGGCAUCACUGGCAGCAUCACAGCCAAGAUCCCCCUCAUAGGCUCAGGGGGAAUAGAGCUGAGUGGAGAGAAGACCCUGCAGUUCAACAGAGGAACCACCGUGGUGGAGUCCAUCAGCCACUCUGUGUCAGUGGAGCUCACAGUCCCACCCAACCAUAUCUGCAGAGUCCGUAUGGAGGGACGCAAGAUCAAAGCCGACAUCCCUUACACAGCUCGGCUCAGCAGAACGUACCUCAACGGGGAGACCCAAUGGACCUCCAUCUCUGGGACCUAUGAUGGAGUCAACAUUGGAGAAGUCCGAGCCGUGGUGGACCGCUGUGAACCAGUAGCUGAUGCCAAACCAUGUCCUUAAGUAAACAAUAAAAAUCCCCCCCAAAAAUAAAAUUUUUGUGAAUUCUUUGUUUUACUUUACAUAAUAAAAAUACAGUAAUUCUGUUACUUUGACUUUGUUCUAAAUACAUUUAAUUCAACAGGAAGGCCAAUUUUGGAGCUAUAUGUAAAAUAGGUUAUGUGUAUGGAGUUAUGUGUAUACAGUAUUCAGUGUUCAAACAAAAGUCAAAUCAAAUACCAUUUUAAAACAAAUGUCUUUUGUCUUUUAAAUAGAAAAAUUGUUAAAAUAAUAAAGAUGAUGAAUUCUGCUUUGUGGGGCUAAUUAUCAGAUAAUUAAUGCAUUUAAGAUUUUUUUUCCUGGGUUUAGGCCAAUAAAUGGACAGUAACUUUAAAAUUGCGUCCAGAACAGGAAUUAAAAAGAUUAUAAACAUGGUCAAUAUUCA